Miniopterus natalensis is the source of this 4190-nucleotide messenger RNA. NCBI's taxonomy places the organism in Eukaryota, Metazoa, Chordata, Mammalia, Chiroptera, Miniopteridae. The record is from RefSeq and is a predicted model, not a curated record.
UCCAGAGCCAAUUUGAAACUUAGCGGUUAAAUAUCCGGUUGGGACACCACCGCUGGAAGACCGGAGAAGACGCCGCUUCGCUGUCUUUAGAGUGUCGGGCUGCCGAGGAGUCCUGUGGUGGCCAAAUCCGAAGGAGAGUGACUCUUCAACGGCAGCGACCGGGCUGCGAGGAGGCUUACGCAGAGACAGUGCUGAGGUAGGAUCAUGACGGAAGAGGUGAAGGGAAUUCCUGUAAAAGUGGCACUGCGAUGUCGCCCUCUGGUUCUCAAAGAGAUUAGUGAGGGCUGUCAGAUGUGCCUUUCCUUCGUACCCGGGGAACCGCAGGUGGUGGUAGGUACUGAUAAGUCCUUCACCUACGAUUUUGUAUUUGACCCCUCUACUGAACAGGAAGAAAUCUUCAAUACAGCAGUAGCACCACUCAUAAAAGGCAUAUUUAAAGGAUACAAUGCAACCAUCCUGGCUUAUGGACAGACUGGCUCUGGAAAAACCUAUUCAAUGGGAGGUGCAUACACUGCAGAGCAAGAGAAUGAACCAACAGUUGGGGUCAUUCCUAGGGUAAUACAGCUGCUCUUCAAAGAAAUUGAUAAGAAGAGUGACUUCGAAUUUACUCUGAAAGUAUCAUACUUGGAGAUUUACAAUGAAGAAAUCUUGGAUCUUCUAUGCUCGUCUCGUGAGAAAGCCUCUCAAAUAAAUAUACGAGAGGAUCCUAAGGAAGGCAUAAAGAUUGUGGGACUCACUGAGAAGACUGUUUUAGUUGCCAAGGAUACUGUUUUCUGUUUGGAGCAGGGCAACAACUGUAGGACUGUGGCCUCCACAGCUAUGAACUCCCAGUCAUCCCGUUCUCAUGCCAUCUUUACAAUCUCUGUAGAACAAAGAAAGAAAAGUGACAAGAGUAGCAGCUUUCGCUCCAAGCUGCAUCUUGUAGACCUUGCUGGAUCAGAAAGACAAAAGAAAACCAAGGCUGAAGGUGAUCGUCUAAAAGAGGGUAUUAAUAUUAACCGAGGACUCCUAUGCUUGGGAAAUGUGAUCAGUGCUCUCGGAGAUGACAAAAAGGGUGGCUUUGUGCCCUAUAGAGACUCCAAGUUGACUCGACUGCUUCAAGAUUCUCUAGGAGGUAAUAGCCACACUCUUAUGAUAGCUUGUGUGAGUCCUGCUGACUCCAAUCUAGAAGAAACAUUAAAUACCCUUCGCUAUGCUGACAGAGCAAGAAAAAUCAAGAAUAAACCUGUUGUUAAUAUUGAUCCCCGGACAGCUGAACUUAAUCAUCUGAAGCAACAGGUACAGCAGCUACAGGUCUUAUUGCUACAAGCCCAUGGAGGCACCCUGCCUGGAUCUAUAAAUGUGGAACCAUCAGAGAAUCUACAGUCUUUGAUGGAGAAGAAUCAGUCCCUGGUAGAGGAGAAUGAAAAAUUAAGUCGUGGUCUGAGUGAGGCAGUUGGUCAGACAACCCAGCUGUUGGAGAGGAUCAUUUUGACAGAGCAAACGAAUGAAAAAAUUAAUGCCAAACUAGAAGAGCUCAAGCAGCAUGCAGCCUGUAAAGUGGAUCUUCAAAAGCUAGUGGGGAGUUUGGAAGACCAGGAAUUAAAAGAAAAUAUAGAGAAAAUUUGUAACCUGCAGCAACUGAUUACCCAGAUACCGGAUGAUACUGUUGCUUGCAUGGCUGCAGCCAUUGAUACUGGAGUUGAUCCGGAAGCUCAAGUGGAAACCAGUCUACAGACCAGUAGGUCUUCUGAUGGAUUCACCACUCAACAUGUUCUCCGUCAAGCUCAGAUGUCUAAGGAGCUGGUUGAGUUGAAUAAAGCCCUUGCACUGAAAGAGGCCCUAGCCAGGAAGAUGACUCAGGAUGGCAGUCAACUACAGCCCAUUCAGUUCCAGUAUCAGGAUAACAUUAAAAAUCUAGAAUUGGAAGUCAUCAAUCUGCAAAAGGAAAAGGAAGAAUUGCUUCUUGAACUUCAGGCAACAAAGAAGGAUGUUAACCAAGCCAAGUUGAGUGAGCGCCGCCGCAAACGUCUCCAGGAGCUAGAGGGUCAAAUAGCUGAUCUAAAGAAGAAACUGAAUGAACAGUCAAAACUUCUGAAGCUGAAAGAAUCCACAGAGCAUACCAUCUCCAAACUGAACCAGGAGAUACGGGUGAUGAAAAACCAGCGGGUACAGUUAGUGCGUCAGAUGAAAGAGGAUGCUGACAAGUUUAGACAGUGGAAACAACAAAAAGACAAAGAAGUAAUCCAAUUGAAAGAACGGGAACGAAAGAGGCAAUAUGAGCUGCUCAAACUUGAAAGAAACUUCCAGAAACAAUCUAAUGUGCUUAGACGUAAAACUGAGGAGGCAGCAGCUGCCAACAAGAGGCUCAAGGAUGCUCUCCAAAAACAACGGGAGGUCGCAGAUAAGCGGAAAGAGACUCAGAGCCGUGAAAUGGAAGGCACUGCAGCUCGAGUGAAGAGUUGGCUUGGAAAUGAAAUUGAGGUUAUGGUCAGUACUGAAGAAGCCAAACGCCAUCUGAAUGACCUUCUUGAAGAUAGAAAGAUCCUUGCUCAGGAUCUGGCUCAACUCAAAGAACAAAAGGAAUCUGGGGAGAAUCUACCUUCUAAAUUCCGGAGGCGCACAUUCUCAGUUGCUGAACUGCAUGGUCAAGUUUCUGAAUCAGAGGAUUCCAUUACAAAGCAGAUUGAAAGCCUAGAGACUGAAAUAGAACUCAGGAGUGCUCAGAUUGCUGACCUACAGCAGAAGCUGCUGGAUGCAGAAAGUGAAGACAGGCCAAAACACCGCUGGGAGAAUAUUGCUACCAUUCUGGAAGCCAAGUGUGUUGUGAAAUAUUUAAUUGGAGAGGUGCUGUACCUUCUCAGUCAGCUGCAGCAAAGCCAAAUGGCAGAGAAGCAGCUAGAAGUGUCAGUCAGUGAAAAGGAACAACAGCUGCGGAGCACACUGAAAUGUCAGGAAGAAGAACUUGAGAAGAUGCGCGAAGUAUGUGAACAAAAUAAGCAGCUUCUCCGAGAGAAUGAAAUCAUAAAGCAGAAACUGACUCUCCUCCAAGUAGCCAGCAAAAAGAAACCACAUCUUCCUAAGGAUACCCUUCUAUCUCCAGACUCUUCUUUCGAAUAUAUCCCACCUAAGCCAAGACCUUCCCGUUUUAAAGAAAAGUUACUGGAGCAGAGCAUGGACAUCGAUGAUCUAAAAUACUGUUCUGAGCAUUCUGUGAAUGAGCCUGAGGAUGGUGAUAUCGACGAUGGGGAUGAUGAGGAAUGGAAACCAACAAAAUUAUUUAAGAUAUCCAAGAAGAGCAUCCAAGUGUGUUCCUGCAAGGGCUGGUGUGGGAAUAAGCAGUGUGGGUGUAGGAGACAGAAGUCGAACUGUGGUGUGGACUGCAGCUGUGACCCCACAAAGUGUAGGAACCGUCAGCAAGACAAGGAUAGCUUGGGCACUGUUGAGCAGACCCAGGAUUCUGAAGGCUCCUUUAAACUGGAGGAUCCCACAGAGGUGACCCCCGGAUUGAACUUCUUCAACCCCAUCUGUGCCACUCCAAACAGCAAGAUCCUGAAAGAGAUGUGUGAGGUGGAGCAGGUUCUGUUAAAGACUGCUCCAGAUGCCUCCUCCUUUGGUCUCCAAGAGUUGAAACAUGUAGCCACAGAAUCUCAAGAAAAUAAAGCUCCAGGGAAGAAAAAGAAACGAGCUCUGGCCAGCAAUGUCAGCUUCUUCUCUGGCUGCUCCCCUAUUGAAGAAGAGGCCCCCUGAAGUUGGACUCUUCAUCUCUGCCCCAGUCUGGCUUGCAAGACGUCUUCCGGUUGCAGCCAGAGGUGUUUUUUUUAAUGACUCCUCUAGAUUUCAGGUUUCUUGCUGUUGAUCAAAGGGACAGCGUGUUACUGAAAGGGAAGGAACUUUUGUUGGAUGUUGGCCCUCAGUCUCCAGACCUUCAGCCCCAGACUAUUACUCUCUCUUCUCCAGAAGGGUGCUAAGUUGCCUGCUGAAGAGAGACCCAGCUGACCUUCCUGCUGACUCUUCGGGAACCAGUCUCCAGUACAAUGGAGCUCUUUCUGAUUUGCCAGCAGUUCAGGCUGUCUCCCAAUGCAGAUGAGGCCAAGGCUGUCUUAUCUCUAGGUUGUGUCAGCUUAAUGACAGAGCCUGCCCUAGGUGGGAGGUAAAUGAAAUCUUUAAAAAUGUUAAUGUUUUUAAAAAUAAAGAAAGAAAUAAAGCUU